AUGGCGGCAUCGCAUCCCACCCUCAUCAACCUCCCUCCCGCCACCUCCAAUCCAGACACCCCGUCUGAGAUGCCUGGCACCCCCACGAGCACGACAACCUCGCUGUCUGCCCUCUCUACCACCGCUAUUAAAGAUGGUCACCGAGGUCACCUCCCCCAGGGUCCCACCGGCCGUGGCCACGCCCACCACCCCUCCACCACGAGCCUCGAAGCCGAGCGCGCCGACCGCAUCUCCCGCCUCGCCGGCCUCGAGCGAGUUUCCACCCUCCGCGCACCCCCCCAAACCCAGAACCACGCCGCCUCCUCCCUAUCCCCCCAGACGACGCCCACCUCCACCGGCUUUCCUCCUAAUUACCCGCCCGCCACGCACCUCCAGGCAGCUUACUUCGAUGCCCACGGUACCCCAACCGCACACACCAAGAUGAGCACCGUCGGCACCGCCAGCGCCACCGAGAGCUAUGUCGGCGACGACAACGAGACCCGCACCGCCCCUGGCGAGCAGGACGAAGACAUGCUCAGCAUGGACACCAACUACCGCGAGGCCGAUUCCGUUACUAGCAUGGGCGCCGAGCCGGAGCAGAUGGACGAGGACAUGACCAACCGCUCCACCGGCGGAUACGACGACCGCAUGAGCGACGACGGCUCCGCCAGUCUCGUCGGAUUCGGCGAGGGCGCCAACAGCACGGUAUCCGGCCCCAUCUAUCAGCGCCGCCCCCUUCCCGGAGCCCAAUGGGGUCUCGAGAGGAGCGCGUCUGGUCUCAGCGACGGCAUCCCGACGCAGCGAGCGAGAGAUGUGACCAUGGGCGGCGACACCCCUGUAAGCGCCGCCGCCAUGCAGGAGCGACGGGAGGCGAGGAUGAUGGACGGCAUGACCAAUGACGGCGCCGGCGUUCCCGAUGAAGAAAUGUUUGUCGACACCACCAAUAAGCCCCCCGUCUCCGUCUCACACCUCCCAGGUCAAACACCGCGCGCAAAUCCUAGCACGACACCGACGGCCCGAGACACCGCAGAGCGCGUCAUCCGAGAACGGCUUGACGGGGGUGAGGGCAGGGUCGGCAACGUCGCGAUGGGGAGCCCGCAGGGCGGAGAGAAGCUGGGCAAGUUUUACUUUGAGGAGAGGAAAUGA
Colletotrichum gloeosporioides is the source of this 1125-nucleotide messenger RNA. RefSeq lists its product as uncharacterized. Lineage: Eukaryota; Fungi; Ascomycota; Sordariomycetes; Glomerellales; Glomerellaceae. The record is from RefSeq and is a predicted model, not a curated record. The transcript has 2 exons. The coding region runs from base 1 to 1125 and encodes 374 amino acids.